UAAAAGCGAGUUAAUAAUAUUAAAUAAACAUAGUACUUUUUAACUAGUGGGUCGUACUUGGUUAUUAUUAGUUAAUACCCAGCACAAGUCUUACUAGUUGUACCUAUCAAAAUGUUGGAUUACCAUAAAAAAAUGUCCAUUUAUUUUGUUUUAUUGCUAUGUUUAAUAUCGCGUUCCACUGGAGUAGAUGUUGAGGAUCUCGAGAUCGAGGAAGCAGAAUAUUCAAAUUCAUGUUCUGGCGAAUUGGGAUGCAUGAACGUUACUGUCAAACCUGUCAGUUUAUUCGAUCAUAUACAAGGCUUCCACCUUUAUACCCGGACCAAUCCGAAAAAGAGCGAGAAACUGGAAUCUAAAAAAUCCGUAAAAAAUUCGAAAUAUUUUGAUCCAAAAAAACCUACUAAGUUCAUCGUCCACGGUUACCUUGCCAAGGGGUUGAUAAGUUGGCCCGAAUGGAUGCAGGAAAUGAAAAAUGAACUGUUAACUAAUUCCGACUGGAAUGUCAUAUUAGUAGGAUGGUAUUGUAGGACGACAUACGGUAUAUCGGCAAUGAGAACCCGAACGGUGGGAAAGACAAUCGGCAAGUUCAUCAACUAUUUAAAAGAUCGAGGCCAAGAUCUGAAUGAUGUCCAUUUGAUAGGACAUAGUUUAGGAGCACAUAUAGUCGGUUUUGCUGGUAAACGUUUGAACGGUCGUCUAGGCCGCAUCACAGGGCUUGAUCCGGCCGGUCCGUUAUUCGAGUUAAAUUUCCCUAAAUACAGGCUCCAUCAUACGGACGCACAAUUCGUAGACAGCAUACACACGGGUUUGCCAGCCUUCUUAAAGCCUGGAUUUGGUAUGGCCCGUACGUGUGGUCACGUUGAUUUUUAUCCGAACGGCGGCAACAAUCAACCGGGAUGUAAAUCUCUUGGACUGUCCACAAUGGGAAGCGGAAUGGAGUGGUUACUAGCGUGUAACCAUCAUAGAGCCAUCUAUUAUUUCAUUGAAUCUAUUAACUCCAAGGAUUGCUCGUUCGAUGCACACCAAUGUGAUUCAUAUAAAAAUUUCCAAAAAGGUAAAUGUUUUAAUAACCAAACAGAAAUUAGCACAAUGGGCUUGAAUGCGCAAAAACCUAGUCAUUCCCCCGGUUCAAAGUCCUUCUUAAUGACAGGAAAAUCCAAGCCAUUUUGCAGGCCGCAAUAUAAAGUCACGUUACAUAGAGUCAAUAUCUUAGGACAUAUCCCAAACAACAAUGAUUUGAUUAACACAAUGGAAGACGAAACAAGUCCCAGUCUUGUGGUCGUCCAACCAAUUGAUACAGAAGAAGAUGAUGCUAUGGAGUCCGACUGGGAAGGCGACAUAAGCGGUGUUGACGAUAUAUACUAUGGUGGAAGUGACAUAACCGAAACCAUAUAAUUGUUCUAUAUAAUUAAAAAAAAAUGUCUUUUAGUAAUUACUAGUAAAAACAUUAUAACUAUAGUAGUAGUGGUGUACUAUAAGUAUAGUAGUGUUUAAUAAAGUCGAUAGUAAACUAUU
Molecule: messenger RNA, 1512 nt
Organism: Adelges cooleyi (spruce gall adelgid)
Lineage: Eukaryota; Metazoa; Arthropoda; Insecta; Hemiptera; Adelgidae
Product: lipase member H-A-like
Exons: 8
Coding region: 112-1392 (426 amino acids)
Biological process (GO): lipid metabolic process
Molecular function (GO): lipase activity
Source: RefSeq, a predicted model, not a curated record